Messenger RNA from Austrofundulus limnaeus, 4329 nucleotides. RefSeq names its product nuclear factor related to kappaB binding protein (gene nfrkb). The transcript has 26 exons. Gene Ontology annotation, cellular component: Ino80 complex. Lineage: Eukaryota; Metazoa; Chordata; Actinopteri; Cyprinodontiformes; Rivulidae. Gene Ontology annotation, molecular function: protease binding. The record is from RefSeq and is a predicted model, not a curated record. Bases 112 to 3945 code for a protein of 1277 amino acids.
ACAGCACGCGCUUCCUGUUUAUGUCCGUAGAAGAAGAAAUUAYUGCGUCUGUAAAAUUGUUCCCUACUUUAGUUCAAAAUAAGCGCAGCCAGACUGGUCGUCCAAAGAGAGAUGGAUACUCUCGCACAAAUGCUCACGGACCCUCUSGAUCCAAAAGAGGAGCACGGAGGACAGAUUACAGAAGAAUGCAUGCUUGGAAACAGUAGAGUUAAUCUUCCAGAGGAUCUACUUGAGGAUCCUGAAAUUUUUUUCUCCGUGAUGAGUGAAAGCACCUGGAAGGAAGUCCUGACAGAUUCUCAGAGACAACACCUGCGCCACUUCCUGCCACAGUUUCCUGAGAACAGCACUGAGCAGCAGGACAUUACUAUCAGUGACCUGUUCAACAACAGAAACUUUAACUUUGGAAACCCUCUCCACCUUGCACAGAAGCUUUUUAGAGAUGGUUACUUCAAUCCUGAAGUGGUCAAAUACAGAGAAUUYUGUGCCAAGUCCCAGAGAAAGCGCCACUUGCACUCUCUCCAGCAGUAUUACCACAAACUCCUGAAGCAGAUUCUCGUCUCCAGAAAGGAGCUGCUGGACUUUGCAGUUCACAACGGUUUGGACUUUCCACCAAAAAAGCGUUUACCAAAUAAAACUCAAGCUGAAAUGCGGGAGCCGAGAGUGAGAAGACGACUGAGUCGGAUACUGAAGGAGGUCAAAAUGGAGUGUGGGGACAGCAACGCUUCGUCUGAUGAUGAUGAUCUGUCAUUAUGGACUCCAGCACCUCCGUCUCCAUCCUCUCCACCGCCCACGGUCUCCCUCAGAGUUCUUCCCAGCCUCUCUACUCCAGACAUGAGGAUCACCGAAAAAUUAGAACUAGGUGAGCUGGAUUUAAAAUUCAUGCUACAAAACCAUCAUGAGAAGAGGAAGCGUCAGCUGGACCAUCCGGACUUGGUAACUUCUGAUAUUCAGCUAGGAGACAUACUUGCAAGAGCAAAUCUUGGUCGGAAAGGGGCUUUGCCGGUUUUCGACCUCCCUCUGCCUAAGAAGAAGAUCAAAGAGGAGAGGAAGAGGAAAAAGUUAAAGACUAUAAAAGUGGAGUCGGAUGAUCCCUGUGAGAUUCUCACACCGUCAGACGCCUCCUCAGCUCCUCCAGUUAACAUCAACUCCCUGCCUGAUGCCCCUUCUACUCCACUCAUCAAUAUCAAGGAGGAAAUUGUGGAGGAGUGUCAGAGCAGCCCGAUUCCUGUUGAGGAAAUCACUUCCAGUUUCUUCAGCUUGUUGGAAAAUAUCUUAAAAUUGGAGGGUCUUGCCAGCACCUCAGCGUUGGAGGAGAAGGUUCAGACAUGGCAGUCCUCUCCUGCCAGUUCUCUCAACGUGUGGUUCACAUCUGCAUCAUGUUGGUCCGAUUUGGUCCUUCAAGCUCUGCAGUUUCUCGCUGGGGAGACUAAAGAUGGCAUGAUGGCACUCCCCAGCGGCUUUUCUCCGUUCGUGGAGUUUGUCGAUGGAUUUCAGCAGUGGAYGUGGAUUGGUCCGACUCAGGAUACAGAGAGGGAUCUCAGUGCGCUUUGUCAACUCUGGCUGGACUCCAAAGAUUUUAUUGUCAAGACAGAAAAUGAAGACAUGCUUGAGAUGACGUCACCACCACCAAAACUCUCGACUGAUUACGUGGUACGGCCCAGCACUGGAGAUGAGAGACAGGUGUUUCAAGUCCAGGAGCAGCAGAGAUACAACCAGCCUCACAAAGCCUUCACCUUCCGGAUGCAUGGCUUUGAGUCUGUAGUGGGGCCCGUCAAAGGGGUCUUUGAUAAGGAGAUGUCUCUGAACAAAGCCAGAGAGCACACACUGCUUCGCUCCGACCGGCCACCUUACGUCACCAUCCUCUCUCUAGUACGGGACGCAGCAGCCAGGUUACCCAACGGAGAGGGAACGAGGGCUGAAAUCUGUGAACUGUUGAAAGACUCACAGUUUCUGGCUCCAGAUGUCACAAGUGCUCAGGUGAACACAGUUGUUAGCGGGGCUCUGGAUAGACUUCAUUACGAGAAAGACCCUUGUGUUAAAUAUGACAUUGGCCGCAAGUUGUGGAUUUACCUGCACCGCAAUCGCAGUCAGGAAGAGUUUGAGAGGAUCCACCAGGCUCAAGCUGCUGCAGCGAAGGCAAGAAAAGCUCUGCAGCAAAAACCUAAACCUGCAUCUAAGCCUAAAUCUGGGAGUAAGGAUGGAAGUAGCAAAGCUCCUGGAUCUGUAGAAACAGCCCAGGACAUAAGCUGUAAUCCCAUGUCACCAAUCCCUACAACACCCACUCCUAACACUCCCGGAACCCCCAAGUCGCCUCUACCUUGCUCAGCCACCACACCUACAAAGACUGGAGUCCCAGAGACAAUCAAAACCAACCCAGGUGUUCUUCUUGUGUCUCCUCCCCCGCUGCCUCAGCUCGGAACCAUUUUACCCACGAGUCAGGCUUGCCCGCCGGCCACACAGCCCGUUACAUCCCAACAAGCUGCUCGGAUCGUGAGCCACCUGGCGGCGGGCUCCCUCCCUCAGGUGAGGGUCGUUUCCGCUCAGCCGGGCCUUGGUUCAUCAGCUGCAGGUCAGCAGGCCACGCUGGUGCAUCAGACCCCUCACCAAAUCCGCAUGCCUGUGUCCGUGGCAGCCAAGGGCAUUUCUCAGGCUGUGGUUUCUGUGCCUUUAAGAAGUCCGUCAGGAACUAGUCCAGUCCAGGUUCCGACCACUCUUUCUGUGUCUGCUCUAACUGUGACCAAACCGCAAACUGGAUCUCCUGGAAGUCCAGCGAACAACCCCACGUCUCCAGCUGUGCUGCAGGGUGUGGCCAGCCCUAACAUCAAACAGGUGUCCAUAACAGGACAACUGGGAAUGAAGCCUCCAGGUGGAGCAGGAAUUCCAAUAUCUGCAACAAACUUGCGCAUCCAAGGCAAAGAUGUCCUCCGUCUUCCACCGUCCUCCAUCACCACAGACGCUAAGGGCCAAACGGUGCUGCGGAUAACUCCGGACAUGAUGGCGACUCUUGCCAAAUCUCCAGUCACGACCGUUAAACUCACCUCGGACUUUCUGGGCACGGCCGCUUCGGGCAGCAAGAGCAUAUCCGCCACSCUGCACGUAACACCGCCCCAGGCGUCGCCGUCCUCCGCUGCCGGCGCUUCACCCUGCGCAGGAGAAGUCCAGACGACCAAAGCAGGCUCCGUCGCCUCCACCGUGCUGAAGGCAGGGGGCGACGCUGCCAUACGCCUGAUGCCCACUCUGGCCGUCACCAUGGCUGACCAAAAGUCCAGGACCUUCUCCAGCGUGGCGUCCCCCGACAAGAGCGGGGCCACCAUCCGGAUCAUGCCAGGCCUCGGCGUCAUUCCUCCGAAACAGGGUCAGACCAUCACAAUGACGACCACCACGGGCAGCAAACCCCUCACAGCGACCACAUGUGCCAAUCUGGUGACCAUGGCUGCGAGUGUUGUGAGCGGGGCUAAAGGCAUCACGGUGGCUCCUGGAUCCUCUGGUGCUCCUCUGUCCCUGGGAACGGCUGCAGCUACUGUGAGACAGGUUCCUGCUACGGUCGUUACGACACCGACGGGAAAGUUACCUGCUCGGAUCACGGUGCCGCUCUCCGUCCUCAACCAGCCACUGAAAAGCAAGAGCGUUGUGACGACGCCGAUCGUCAAAGGAAGRCUGAACACAAAUCUGAGCAGCCUGGGCAGGAACAUCAUCUUGACUACGAUGCCUGCCGGCACCAAGCUGAUUGCAGGGAACAAACCGGUCAGUUUUGUCACGGCGCAGCAGUUCCAGCAGCUUCAGCAGCAGGGCCAGGCCACACAGGUUCGGAUCCAAACAGUUCAGACGCAGCAGCUCCAGCAGCACGUYGCAACAGGCUCCCCAAAGUCAGUUUCAGCAGUGGUCGUCACAACGGCUCCUUCACAGAAAUCUGUACCUGAUCCUCCUCCUCCUCUUCAGCAGUGACACCGUUUUAUAGUCUCUGUAUAUUCUUUCAAAUGUUGCUGUUUGUACAGUCAUAGGAAGAAAUGUCUUUUUGUCUGGUGUGUUGUCAUUUUCCAAGGUUCCAUUAAAACAUUUUCUCCACAUUGUUGCAACUAAAACAUGUUUGCAUUUUCAGGCAGAUUAAAAUAUUUUAGGGAAAUCUUGUAAAAUUGUUUUCUUCAGCAGCUUAAAAGUCUUGUUAAUAUUUAAAUAGAUUUGUUCAUGUUUAUUAAACCAUUAUUACAGCCUUGAGUAUUAUCAAUUGGAUGUGUUUUGAGUUUAUAAAAUGAAAUAUACAAUUGUAAUGAUUUGAUUUAAUGUGAUUUCAUAUUUAUAUAAAGGUGUAAUAAACACUUUAAAUCAAAA